Messenger RNA from Drosophila virilis, 3999 nucleotides. RefSeq names its product papillote (gene pot). The record is from RefSeq and is a predicted model, not a curated record. NCBI's taxonomy places the organism in Eukaryota, Metazoa, Arthropoda, Insecta, Diptera, Drosophilidae.
GCAACAGUCGCAAGCAGGUAACCUACUAGAGCGCGUUCGGGCACGGACAAAUAUUAGCCGCUUGCAUAGAAUUGACAACAAAAAAAAAAAUAUAUAAAACAAAUUUAAAAAAAUCAUUUUAACGAACGAUCCACCGACCGCGCUAGUAAAACAUCAAAGCGCGACGCGAAAAAUAUUCAACAAAUUUAAAGCAACAAAACUAUUGCUAUACUCGUACAAGACCGAGUUCCCGCAAUACCAUUGCGAAACUCUGUUGUUUACGGCUUGAUGUAUACAUUUGUAUAUACAUAUGUAUAUUCAACGUUCAGUAUAGUACAGUAAAGACUAGGAAAAGUGAGCUACAUAUACAUACGUUUGAGCAAAAUGCAGUCAGACCCAUCGCCGCUGUGGUCCAGCAGUUUGCGCUGCCUGCUUACCACCUCCAUCCUGUUGCUGGUGUUCAGCGGUAAGACAGUGGCUCAAUCCAAUUACGUGCAACAUGGCGAUAGCGGCAACUACUCUACAAACGGACUGCCCGAGGAGGCGACCCUGGAUGGCAAGGUAACCAAGUUGGACGAUAUAAGCCCCUUGAUUUUUCUGAAUCGCACCAAAGCAGCGCUCAACUGCGCCGCAGGUUCAAUGCAAGUUGAUCUCAAAUUCAAUGAUCCAUUCCAUGGCAUCAUUCAGGCCGACUACGAUCGCAGCAGCGCGUGCCGCGUUAGUGGCAAAGGCGCACUUAGCUAUCGCCUGGAGCUCCCACUUAAGGGCUGUGGCACAAUACAGAAUCCCACACGCGUGUUCACCAACAACAUUAUUGUGCGCUUCCAUGCCAAUUUGGAAAUGGAUGGCGAUGAGAUCAUCACAAUAGUUUGUCGGUAUCCGCCGCCGGUGCCUUCACUGCCACCCGCAUUGCCAGCACCCAUAUUAAAUCCUAUUGCCACUGGAGCUGUACUCCAGCCGCCACUAAAGGGCAUACAAAUAUUAAUGAUCAUCUGUGCUAUCAUGUUCCUGACGCUUUUGCUGUUGGGCCUAGCCGUCUCCUACUACUGUCUGCGAAGCCGGCCCAUACCAGUCGUACGGCGUUUACCUAUGAGCAUGGGUAGCGGAUCGGAGAUAACCAAGUUGAGCGGUAGCAGUGCUGGCAAUAUUAGCGCAUUCGAGGGUGUGAAAAUACCUCGCGCCCAUGCCGCACUCCAAGCCGUCUAUAGCUCCUCGGGCAGCGAAGGCGCCUUGAUACCUUCGGACUAUCCCAGUGAAUCGCAUUCAGAAAUCGAGGAGAUUGACACUCGUUCGUUACCGUUCAGUUCAGCGGGCAGUUUUGAAAAUCGAGCAUUUGUUCAAGAAACUUCAAGUAUAUAUAGUGACCAUUAUAGCCCGACCCAAGAAAUACCUGCAGCUAACGCAAUCAUGACUACCGUUUCCCGACAAACCAAUUCUAUACAAGAGGUGGCCGCUGGUUCACCGAAGUUCGAUGUUCAGGUCCGGGUAAAGAAAUCUCCACCGCCAAUUCCAUCACCCGUCACUUCCGACACGGAGAGCAUGGCCACGCUGCGGACCGAUCGUAACAAUUUGUCCACCAUUAUGGAGGCAUAUGAAGAUCGGGAAAGUGUCAUGACCAUGGACUCGUUGCCGCCCCAAGUAGAGACGAUGCAGUCGCAAUUUACUUAUGUGCCGGAGCUGCAUCCAGCACCGCAGCAGCCGCAGCCACAACCGCUACCCAUGGUAGCCGAGCCUAAGUUCUCAGUGUACACACGCACGCAUCAUGAGGUCGUAGAUGGUCGCCCAGAAACCUGGUCUGACUACACCGAUGGGCCGGAGCCAAGCGAGAUUACAGACCUAGCCUCUGAGGCACCUGAAAGACUAGUACAUGACACAAGUCGUGCAGUGGAAUCGAUGCACUACUACGAGGACGAGUAUGUACCAGCGGAGCCAGUGGUGCUAUCCCCGGUGCUGCCUGUAACAUCGCACACAGUGGACGACAUCUAUUUGCGUACGGUUACUGAGAAAAAAACCAUCGAAGACAUUGAAAGCCACAAGCGUCGUGUUACCGAGUACAAGAGUAAGCCGAAAGCGCCACUGCCACCUCCUCCUCCGCCGAUUGUUGAUCCCAAGUUCGACGUUAAGGUGCGCAAUUAUCCGAGCCAGCGCGAAGAGCAGCAAUGGGAAAACUUUUCUGAUAUCUCUAGCGCCUCUGGUCUUACACUGACGCCCAAGAUGGCGCGCACCGAGCUAAGUUUGCCGCCUGCUGAGCCACCGGCGCAAAUUCACGAUAACAAGCUUAAGUUGACCAGCCCCGAGCUAGUUGGAAACAUGAAACCGAUUGAGGUGCCACCACAGGACAAAGAUGUGCCCAACUGGGAUGUCCUCAUACGCAUACUAGAGGAGCCUGAGCUAUCAGAAAUUGGUGACGAUGCUAGUUCCGUGCACAAUAUAAGCUAUGAUGAUAGGGCCAAGUGGAAGGAAAUUAUCACCACGCAAUCUUCAUUGCGUACAAUGCUCACAGAAGCUGUUGUGCGUGAAGACUUUGAACGUAUCCGCCAGGACACGCGCUAUGAACGCAUGUUCGAGCCGCAGACUUGGGACGUCAUCAUACGCAUCCUUGCACCGCCCAAUGACGACGAUACUGACGUGGAGACGCGCGGCCCCAAGCGUGGCAAGAAGGCGCCUCCGCAGCCCUGGGACACACGCUCGAGGCGCAGUUCCCUGCCCACGCUAUACGAGUAUGAUAGCGACGGUGGAUCCAGCGUGCGAACCAUACGCAACGAUCCAACAUUACCGCUACAUGGUGGCCCAUUGGGUGUUGGUGCCGGGCCUGGUCCGUUCAAUACGCAACGGUCACGACGAAGCUCGCGCACCUCAUACCAAACGGACCACAACGACUUCCGAUCAAUGUCUGAGGUGACCGUUGAUUUUGGCAGGCCACAGCCAGAUAAUCUGGAUAAUGUAAGCGAUGCCAGCUCGUAUUAUCACAUGCAGUACUACGAUGACGAGGACAGGCGUUCCUUCCAUCGGUCAAUCAGCCAUCCAUCACUGGCUCGCUCCGCAAGUGAAUUCACCGAGCACUGGACAGCACCCGAUGAGCUAGAAGUCUCCUCGCCAGAGGGCACGCCCCGCGCCUAUCGGGCACGUCAGCCAUUAACGCUAGCUCAGCUCGAAUCGGUUCAACCUGAGGAGCGCAUCGUAUCUCAGACGCAAAGCGAAUACGUGGAGACGCAUCAAAGCAUCUUUCAAUCUGAAAAGCAGUUGCCCCAGCCCCCGCGCAAAUGGUAGGCGGCGCACUGUCUCCACCACAAGCCUUAUUUUUUUUUUUUUUGUUUUUUUAAUUAUUCGGCCAAACACAUAAGCGCAAAAUACGUUUCGGGUGGGGUUAUUAAUACUUAGUUUUGACAGUAAUACAUACAUAAUUGCUUUUACAAAUUAAGAUCUUGAAGUAAACUCUUCAGCUGAUUUAACUUUAUCAACCACUCUGAUAAAUAACUGUAAAGCAUAUCAUUAAAUAUAACUGAAAUCUUACCGGGACAUUAUAGUCACAAUUCAAAAUUGUAAACCAUUCCAAUUAGUAAAUUCUCUGAAGUGAAUGCCCCAUUUAUAAAUAUUUAUAUACGAAAUGACGCAAUACUAACAAACGUGCCAAUUACAAUUGCCUGACAAAAUGUCCACACAGUUUGCAAUAUUAACAUAAAUUUAAAUGCAAAUCUGAUCAAUUUUAGUUCAUAAAGCAGAAUCGACAUUCAUGUGGAUGGGCACUUGUAAAUUCUUUAACAACCCAAAACUUGGGGUCCUAUUAUUUUUUUUCUUUCAAACAUAUGUAUAUGUAUAUAUGUAUUUAUGUAUGUAUGUAUGUAUGUAUGUAUGUAUCUAAUCUAACGAUAUAGCGUCUUAAGCUGAUAGAGUAAAUAUGUAAGUGCCUUAAAAUUACAUAUGUAUAUGUACCCCUACAAGGAUAUAUGUACAUAUAUAUGUGUAUGAUUCUCUAAUUUGCAUUAAACACUAUACUGCCCUUUAAUAUCUCAAAGAACA